CGGCCUUACUCGUUAUUUCAUAUGGCUCACGCGCAUCCCGGAGCGCUUCAUUAUGAUUCUUUUCCGAAUAAUCUUUUACUGGCUCACAAUGGCACGUUGGCCCUGGCCCCGCCCGCCUCACGUACGGCUGCGCCUGUCCCCUCUUUCGCUGCCACUCAGCCGUAUCAAAUCCGUGGUCGUCGUCCACGGAACCCCUCCACCAUAUUCCGGGAUAUAUUCUUCGCUACAUACAAGGUCCUUCUUCCAAGUAACGAAGCUGAAGUCAGCCGACUCGCUAGCGACGCUUGGCAUGAACUUUCAGAGGAGGAACGGCUCUUCUACAAAACGAUAGCUAAGUUGGAGAAAGAGGCGUAUGAACUUGGAAAGUCUACUCACGCGUUGCAGCGUCGCGGUUCUACUGGGGAUAAGGGCUCGAAGAACGACGGAGGGCGCAGGAUGAUCCCUUCUCUGUCGGUAGCCAAUCUACCGUACGGGUCAGUUGCCCAAGGCAUGGAUGCACAAUCUUUCUUCUACCGUACUCCCACUGCUGCGCCUGAGAUCCCUCGUAUUCAAUAUCCCCCUUUUUUCAUGACGAACACUGAUACGAUAACCCACGAUGUCCACGCGACUCAAGGACAAGGCAUGACUGACGUCCAGCACGGGCGUGCUACACAGAGCAUGCAAACUUCUCAGCAGUGGCCGCCUGUCCCUGCUGCCUUUGCUGAGAGUUCUGACUCUCAGAUCCAUAACCCUGUUUCCUACUACCACGACGUCUCCGGCCAAAGUUUCGCAGUAAUGAACCAAGCUGUGAUCCCCCAAUAUCUUCCUUCCGCUCCUGCUGCUGCGCCCGUCGUUCAUCGCCCGAACCCCACCACUGCAUCGUUUACCCAUCACCAGCAUGACGGGAACACAUACAACCACAACAACGGCUGGGGAGAGCCUUCGACCACGUAUGCAUCCUCUUCGUCCUUCGCGGAAAUAGGAUCAUCCAAUCACGACGCAGGGUCCAACAACCAUGGAAGAGCGCCCACCCAUGAUGGAGGACCAUCCACUUAUUAUGAGCUCCCUGCUGAGAACACUUGGGAUGGUUUAUACGGUCAGCAUCAGCUGUGAUCGUCAGUCUACAAUAGACAACCAUCCUGAGCGCCAGUUCUUCUCUUUUUGAUAUGGUUUCAUGAUUUUUUAUACCCGGUCAUACAGCUCUGUAGCAUAUAUUAUUUCUCCGCGUGCAGUUCCAGUCUUGAUAGUCACCAAUAGACCGAACGCCCUGUACGUAUAUAAGAUGCCUCUCUUGUACUCUUCAUCUGUCGAGUUGUAAUAAAACAGACAUCUGCUAGG
Molecule: messenger RNA, 1317 nt
Organism: Desarmillaria tabescens
Lineage: Eukaryota; Fungi; Basidiomycota; Agaricomycetes; Agaricales; Physalacriaceae
Exons: 3
Coding region: 22-1092 (356 amino acids)
Source: RefSeq, a predicted model, not a curated record